This is a messenger RNA of Cutaneotrichosporon cavernicola, 1080 nucleotides long. RefSeq lists its product as uncharacterized. Bases 1 to 1080 code for a protein of 359 amino acids. The record is from RefSeq and is a predicted model, not a curated record. The transcript is spliced from 4 exons. Lineage: Eukaryota; Fungi; Basidiomycota; Tremellomycetes; Trichosporonales; Trichosporonaceae. Gene Ontology annotation, molecular function: magnesium ion binding; NAD binding; oxidoreductase activity, acting on the CH-OH group of donors, NAD or NADP as acceptor.
AUGGCGCCCGUUGCACUCGACCAGUCUCCCAAGUCCUACAAGGUCGCCCAGAUCGGCGGCGACGGUAUCGGCCCCGAAGUCAUCUCGGCCGGCGUGUCCGUCCUCAAGGCCGUAGCCAAGAAAUCCGGCUUCACCCUCGACUUUACCGAGCUCGACUGGAGCAGCGACAGGUACAAGCGUACCGGCUCGUACCUCCCGAAGGACUACAUCGAGGUACUGAAAGCGCACGAUGCGAUUUUCUUUGGAUCCGUUGGCGCUCCGGACGUUCCUGACCACAUCUCGCUCUGGGGUCUCCGCCUCGCCAUCUGCCAGCCGCACAUGUACGCCAACGUGCGCCCAACCCGCAUCCUACCAGGCACCCAAUCGCCUCUUCGCGACUGUGGCCCCGACGACCUUGACUGGGUGAUCAUCCGCGAGAACUCGGAGGGCGAGUAUGCGGGCCAUGGUGGACGCUCGCACAGAGGUCUGCCACACGAGGUAGGAACCGAAGUGACAAUCUUCACUCGGACCGGUAUCGAGCGUAUUGCCCGUUUCGCCUUUGAGACCGCCCGUUCCCGGCCCCGCAAGAUCCUGACUUAUGUCACUAAGAGUAAUGCGAUGCGCAACGGCAUGGUGCUCUGGGACGAGGUUAUUGAGGAGGUGGCCAGCGAGUUCCCCGAUGUCACAACCGACCACAUGCUCGUCGAUGCUAUGACUGUGCGCAUGACACUGCACCCCAAGAGCCUGGACACUAUCCUCGCAACCAACCUCCACGCCGACAUUCUUUCCGACCUCGCCGCUGCCCUCGCCGGAAGUAUCGGCAUUGCGCCCACCGCCAACCUCGACCCUACGCGUACGAUGCCAAGCAUGUUUGAGCCGAUUCACGGUAGCGCCUUCGACAUUACCGGGAUGGGCCUGGCUAAUCCGGUCGGCACGUUCUGGUCCGCUGCCGAGAUGCUUCGCUGGCUUGGCGAGGAGAAGGCCGCGGGGAUGCUCAUGCGCGCGACGGAGAAGGCUUGCGAGGACGGGAUCAAGACGCGUGACCUUGGCGGGCAGGCAAACACCGACGAGGUGGCGCGGGCUGUGAUUGAGCGUCUGUAG